CUUAAUAUGCCACACCUAAAUUGCUUGAAAAAUCAUCUCAAUUGGUCAAAAAGGAAACCAAGAAGAAACAAUGCAACAUCCGGUUGACAAUUCCAAAAGGAUAUUUCAAAGCUUUAUUCAUAGAAUCAUAUUGUAUAAGGAGGCCGAACACGAACAUUUAACGAACGCAAAGAACUCAACAAGAAAUGGAAGAAGUGAAGCUGUUUGGAGCUUGGCCUAGUCCAUAUAGUUCCAGAGUGAUAUGGGCUCUAGAGCUCAAGGGUGUGAAGUAUGAAUACAUAGAAGAGGAUUUGGCUAACAAGAGUGAUUUGCUUUUGCAUUACAACCCAGUUCACAAAAAGAUCCCAGUACUCGUUCACAACGGGAAGCCAAUCGCUGAGUCCAGUGUGAUCCUCGAGUACAUUGAAGAAACUUGGCCCCAGAAUCCCCUCCUUUCUGAUGACCCUCAUGAGAGAGCGUUGGCGCGGUUCUGGACGAAGUUUAUAGACGAAAAGAGCGUACCAUUUGCUAAAUUCUUUAUGGCUGAUGGGGAAGAACAUGAGAAGGCUGCAAAAGAAGUCAGAGAUCUACUCAAGAUCUUGGAAGAGCAAGCUCUGGGAGAGAAGGAGUUUUUCGGUGGCAAUGAAAUUGGGUUGGCUGACUUGGCCUUGGGAUUUAUAGCCUCCUCUUUUGGAGUGAUUGAACAAGUGGUUGGUGUCAAAGUGCUGCAAGCCAGUGAGUUCCCUUGCUUAUGUAAUUGGAUUAACAACUUUAGGGAAAACCCAGCAAUCAAAAAGAGCCUCCAGCAUGUAGAUCAAAUGUUUGUGUAUUACAAGCAGAAGAGGGAGAUGAUUCUUGCUUCAAGGCCUUGAAUUGCUUUCUUGUUGCAUCUUUUUAGCCAUAUAUGUAAGUGGAUUAAGAAAAAGAAAUCAUAAUAAUUGUUGUUAUUCUAAAUAAGUUGUGAAUUGCAUAACUCUUGACA
Molecule: messenger RNA, 961 nt
Organism: Pyrus x bretschneideri (Chinese white pear)
Lineage: Eukaryota; Viridiplantae; Streptophyta; Magnoliopsida; Rosales; Rosaceae
Product: probable glutathione S-transferase
Exons: 2
Coding region: 186-851 (221 amino acids)
Biological process (GO): glutathione metabolic process
Cellular component (GO): cytoplasm
Molecular function (GO): glutathione transferase activity
Source: RefSeq, a predicted model, not a curated record